UUGCAACCAAUCGGAGUCUAGGGGGAUACGGAGGUGCCCAGGAUCCACGAGCGUCCACCUUGCUGAGCGACCGCCGCCUCUUGUGCGGGGAAGGUUCUAAUUGGCACGACCGUUUUUGCAAAGCGCGUUUCCUGAACCGGCUUCUUUUGCGGGAGGGCUGCGGAGACGUGACGUUUGAGGGUCUCUUUCUCUGCCGGGGCGGGAGCAGCAAAGCGCCUCCCUUCUGCGCCUUCCUAUGAAAGUGAGGGCGGGUAACGGGGAAUCUUUGGUGCAGGGCAUGGGAAGGUGUAGUGCAGAAAGCAACUAAGAUGAUUGGGGUCAGGCUGAGGGGCAGGACAGGCUGCAAAAUAGGGUGAGCGGUCUCCAUACCAACCCUUGAGUUCAAAUCGCCACCGGGCUGUAUGCCUUUUUUAGGGACGACAGUUUCAUGAAACUUAUAGGCUGGUACUCUGCCUACUCAGAUGUAAGCGCCAUUGUGUUCUUUGGAGCUUACGCCCAGGAGGAUUUUAUGUAUGACAAAGGAAAAUGAACCCCACCAUGAGCGAGGAGCCUGAUGCGCUGGCUGUAGUUAAUCAGCUGAGGGAUCUAGCAGCUGACCCCUUGAACAGGCGAGCAAUUGUCCAGGAUCAGGGAUGUCUACCAGGGCUUAUUUUAUUUUUGGACCACCCCAGUCCUCCAGUUGUCCAUUCAGCCUUGCUUGCUCUCCGCUAUUUGGCUGAAUGUCGUGCAAACCGAGAAAAGAUGAAGAGUGAACUAGGGAUGAUGCUGAGUUUACAAACUGUAACACAAAAGACAACAACACCAGGGGAGACUAAACUGUUAGCUUCAGAAAUCUAUGACAUUCUUCAGUCUUCCAGUGUGUCUGACGCGGACAAUGUUAAUGAGAUGAAUUCUCGGCGUCGGAAAGCACAGUUUUUCCUGGGAAGUACAAAUAAGCGCGCUAAAACCGUUGUUUUGCACAUAGAUGGCCUUGAUGAUUCGUCUAGGCGAAACUUGUGUGAAGAGGCCUUGUUGAAAAUCAAAGGGGUUAUCAGCUUUACUUUUCAAAUGGCAGUUCAACGAUGUGUAGUCCGAAUCAGAUCAGACUUGAAAGCAGAGGCAUUGGCAACAGCAAUAGCAUCGACCAAAGUUAUGAAAGCCCAGCAAGUUGUGAAAGAUGAAAGUGGAGAAGAGUUGCUGAUUCCAUUCCAAGAUGCUCCUGUGGAAGUGGAGCAGAAUACAGACCUCCCGGAAUAUUUGCCAGAAGACGAAAGCCCUUCAAAAGAGCAGGACAAAGCUGUGUCCCGUGUCGGAUCCCACCCAGAAGGUGCUGCUAGUUGGCUGAGCACAGCUGCAAACUUUCUGUCCAGGUCCUUUUACUGGUGACUUGAAGUUGAAGCUGGAGGACCGCACAAAACAACACAGGCCCAGCUUCGUUUGGUCUGCUGAACUGCCAAGUGCAAUUUGCAAUAAGUUACCAACAAAAAGAUUUUAGACUACACAAUGUAUGCUGUGUUUUACAUUUUAUUGGACAGUGGGCCUUUCAGGCCAAUCAGAAGGAUGGAGGUCUCAAAUGACAGCUUGCUCAUUUUCCUUCCCCCAUCACUGUUGUCAUACAUUUUUAUUGCCUCACAUUUUAAUAUUGGGUCCAUUAUUAACCAAACAUUUUGAGUAUAAAAAGCUUUAAGUUAAAAAGUCUUGCUAAGACACACAGAGAAUUCACUCAUCACAAAUUUCAGGACAUCUCUACAAUGAAAUUACUAGUUCCACGGAUUGAAAUGCCUUUUUUUUUAAGCCUUAUUUCUGAUUAUGUAUUUCCUCUAGAAAAUCACUAUGGAGAAACCCCUCUUUGUUUACCCCUCUUUGUUUACCUUCAAUGUUUUUCAGAGCCAUUGUUUUUAUAUUCCACUUAUUGCAUUGCAAUGAAAAUGCUUUAGACUUGAUAGCCCUUAAUGUGUUAGAAAAAAAGGUCAGCUUUUCGCCACUCGAGCAAUCGGAACUCAGUAAAAAGGAAUUAUGUGUGUAUCUAUAUACAGUAAAUACGCUGUAAGAAAAUGCUUGGAAUGAUAGUUGUGACUAUGUGAAUUGAAUACCACUGGCUUUAGCUUCAGUUGGUUAAAAAGCUUGGUUUUCAAAAGCUGUAAUUCUGCUUAGACAGUGCCUUGCUGCAGGUUUUGUCUGUGGCAGAAAGUAAGAUGUUGGCCUUGUGCAAUGAUCAAGAAAUGUUUUCAAUUAGGUAAUCUGAUAGCUGAAAAUAAAGCGGGGAGACGGCAUGCCUAAAAUGCCUCAGUGCUACUGUGGAUACAUCUUCAAAACCAUAAACUUGUGUUGCUUCAUGGUAACCCUAUAUUUUUUCUGUUGCCUUGGAAGAGUGCUUUUUAUGAUGCACCAUGGUGGGUAAGGAUUUUGUGACCACAGGCAUGGCCUAUGCUGCUGGUGGAACUAAAACUCAGCCAACGCAAGAUGACCUAGGAAAGUUGAACAAACUUGUCAAAGAUGAAACUGUUCAUGAAAGUGCACUCAUCUAGUCCUGACAGGUGAAGCCAAACCCAUGCCUGAAUAGGAAGCUUUCAUCUUCUUGUGUCUGUGUACCGUAUAAAAGUUCAGAGUUGCCUGUAUUUUCACAAAGGAUAGGGCAGGUAAUGUUUCGGCAGGCAAAAUAUUCAAGUAGGUCUUAUUGAGACUCCCUGUGCUCUAGAAAACUUUCAGCUGCUGACCUUACCAUGCUUAUUUUUUGUAGAACAAUCCAUAUAGCAUUGACCAUGGCAGUAAUUGCACUGAGAAAAAGAUUGACUCAUGGAGGUCUAUGCCUUGCAUAGUAACUGACCAGUCUAUAGAAACGGUCACAUUAUUUUGAACAAGUGUGCAAGAAAACAACCAUAGCCAACAAUAGAAUUUCUCUCAGUUUGGUGUCCUUUUGAGAUAAAGAAUUCACUUCCAGAUUAGAUCAUUUUGUUUCUAUUUUUUUAAUGUAUCUAAUUUAAUUUGAUUGAAGUUUACACGCACAGAAUACAGGCUUCCUAAGGCAUGUAUUGCAUCAAACAUGUAUUACUAAGCAUAUUGCUGUCUAGAAUGUUACAGUACCAAACGUGUUUGCAAGAUUCUCCAUUGUAUAGCCAUGGGUUCAAUGUUUACUUCUGUUUAGCACCUAUCUUUGCGUUUUGCAGUGCCGCAUAUCCACAUACUAAAUGAUACACCCCUUUGGAUAUUAAUGGUUCAAUACAAAUAAAUAUUAAAAUUUGGUGUUGAAUUUGUAGGUAUCCUUUUGUUUUGUUUUUUGAUCGAUAUUAGAGCUCUUCUGGUUAUAAUAUCUGUAAGAGCUUUUGAAUACUGUAAAAUAAAAGUGUAAUAUAACUGA
Molecule: messenger RNA, 3337 nt
Organism: Sphaerodactylus townsendi
Lineage: Eukaryota; Metazoa; Chordata; Lepidosauria; Squamata; Sphaerodactylidae
Gene: ARMC1
Product: armadillo repeat containing 1
Exons: 7
Coding region: 526-1365 (279 amino acids)
Molecular function (GO): metal ion binding; protein binding
Source: RefSeq, a predicted model, not a curated record